AUGUGCAUCGCACUAAUCUCCACAGCUCAUCCCUCCUACUCCCUCAUUGUGAUCGACAACCGAGAUGAAUACCUCAACCGCCCAACCUCACCCCCAACCUGGUGGCCCCCACCAAACAACAACGUCCUCUCCUCGCGAGACCUCGCGCGCGCGCCACACGGAACCUGGAUGGGCGUUACAAAAACCGGCAAACUCGCCGUCCUAACAAACUACCGCGAAACAAGCACAGCAAAAGCCUCCGCCGCGGCGCAAAGCCGGGGUGUCAUCGUGAAUAGCUGGCUCACCGCACCGCCAGACGAUAAGCGCAAUACGAAGGAUUUCGUACAAGACACUAUUACGGGGAUAGCAGCGAAGAACGUGGGCGGGUUUAGUAUGGUCUGCGGGUAUGUGAAUGAGCCGUUGGCGAUAGUGUCGAAUCGGUCUGCGAAUCUGGAGGAGGUCGCUUGGAUUGCUGGAGAGAAGGGGCAGACGUUGGGGUUGAGUAAUACGAGUUUUGGGGAUCGGUCGUGGCCGAAGAUACUUGAUGGGGAGGAGUUGAUGAAGGAGGCUAUUGAGGCGCAUGUGGAGGCUGGGGAUGGGGAAGAUGAGGAUAAGCUUAUUGAGAGGUUUCUGAGUGUUUUGAGCACGGAUACGCUUCCGAGGUUGCCGGAGGGGUCGUCGACAGAGACGUAUAUCCCUAAUCUGAGGAAGAGUAUUUUUAUCCCCGCGAUUGGGGCGGAAAGCAAGAAUGAGAGAGCGGCUGAUGAGGUCGCUGCUGCUUGUGUGGAAGAUAAGGUACGGGUUGAUGCUGCGAGUAAGGAUGCGGCGAACCCGGCUUAUAUGCAGGGGGCUUAUGGGACGCAGAAGCAGACGGUGAUUCUUGUGAGGGAGGACGGGAGAGUGAGGUAUUUUGAGCGUACGCUUUAUGAUGAUGAUGUGAAUGCUAUUCCGGUUGGGGAGGGGGAUCAGUCGUUUGAGUUUAUGGUUGAGAGAGAGCUCUAA
Molecule: messenger RNA, 981 nt
Organism: Aspergillus ruber CBS 135680
Lineage: Eukaryota; Fungi; Ascomycota; Eurotiomycetes; Eurotiales; Aspergillaceae
Product: NRDE family protein
Exons: 2
Coding region: 1-981 (326 amino acids)
Biological process (GO): protein secretion; Golgi organization
Cellular component (GO): Golgi apparatus
Source: RefSeq, a predicted model, not a curated record